AUGGCCAAUACUUAUUACGAACUCACCUUACAGCUUCUUAAAGCGUAUAUUGCCGAGCGCUACGAAGCCCAGGUUAAUGUAAAGGUGGAUACUCCAGAGUUUAACAAAUGGGAGGCAGGUCCUUUCAUAGUUACAGUGAGUGAAAUAUCACCUAAUAAUUCGCUUAUAAAUUUUGUUAGGGGCAGUCAAAGCGUUUCUGUUUCUAUUGAAUGGGAAAAGUGGAACAUUGAAUUGCCUGUGAAGGAGGUGUCUGACGAAUUGAAGCAACAGUUUGCUGUGUUCCUAGAUACCAGGCUUGAUCCACCAAAGCUUAGGAGAGACGAGGAACAUAAGGAUUCAGAGAGUUUGACGGGUCCUCCACCGCCAGGACCACCAGGAUUAGGUAUUCCAAGAGCUUCUGACGACGAUUUGAAUGCUAUUGGUUCGAGAAAACCAGCAGAUAUGCCUGAUUUCGAAGAUGAGUAUGAAGUGCUUGGUUCUGCUAACAGAACAGGCACGCUGUCUACGUUUGCUCCAAUUGGUGAUAGGGAUUUGAAUCCGCCGGGGCUUUCUCGUGAUCCACCGAUGAAACCUUUCAUUGAUCCUUUGGCUGCACCAGAAGGUGGCAUGCAUCCUACUAUGGAUCAUCCGCUUUUUGGAAGGAGCCAGGGCAACGCCUCGAGAAGAGGUGUACCUCCAGGAGCAAGAUUUGACGAUCCGAUGGGAGAAGACAAUUUGGAAGACAUGGGUAUGGGUCUUCCAGGUAACCUACGCAGAGGAGGAGGACCAGGUUUCGGACCUGGAGGCCCUGGCGGCCCAGGUUUUGGCCCUGGCGGGUCUUCCGGCUUUGGCGGCGGCUUUGGAGGCGGUUUUGGCUUCUAA
Molecule: messenger RNA, 861 nt
Organism: Candidozyma haemuli
Lineage: Eukaryota; Fungi; Ascomycota; Pichiomycetes; Serinales; Metschnikowiaceae
Exons: 1
Coding region: 1-861 (286 amino acids)
Source: RefSeq, a predicted model, not a curated record